AUCAUUGCACUGUCAAUAUUUUCUCGUGUCGCCCAUCGCCAUAGAUAUAUCCUAUUAAUAUUUUUUCAAUCAAGAAGAGAAGAAAGAGAAGGUGGAGAGUGCGGAGGAGAGGAUAGAUCGUCGUAAUAAUCGUGAUCGGUUUCCAUGGAAGUUGGCCGGAAAAUGGCAAGCAUGUUGCAGGCUGAGCACGGUGGCCUGAAUCUGAAAGCCACCGAGCUCUGCCUUGGCCUCCCCGGCGCCGGCGGCGGAGGAAAUGAAAGUGAGUCGUUGAAGAUCACCGGAAAACGAGGGUUUUCCGAGACCGUUGACCUCAAGCUCAACCUUCAGUCCGCCGCCGACUCCUCUCUGGAUCUCAAGGAGAAGAUGAAGUCUCCUUCAAAGGAACCUAACAAGGAUCCCAUCAAGCCCCCAUCCAAGGCUCAGGUGGUGGGGUGGCCGCCGGUGAGGAAUUACCGGAAGAACAUAAUGGCUCAGAAGAGCAGCCCGGAGGAGGCCGCCGGAGAGAAGAGCGGCGGAGGGCCGGCGGCGUUUGUGAAGGUGUGCAUGGAUGGAGCGCCCUACCUUCGUAAGGUGGACUUGAAGAUGUAUGAAAGCUACCAACAACUCUCUGAUGCUCUUGCCAAGAUGUUCAGCUCCUUCACCAUGGAUGCAGGUAACUAUGGGGCCCAAGGCAUGAUAGAUUUCAUGAAUGAGAGGAAGCUGAUGGAUCUCCUAAACAGCUCAGAAUAUGUGCCCACCUAUGAAGAUAAGGAUGGAGACUGGAUGCUCGUGGGGGAUGUACCCUGGGAGAUGUUUGUUGAUUCAUGCAAACGCCUACGCAUAAUGAAAGGAUCAGAAGCAAUUGGACUUGCACCAAGAGCUGUGGAGAAAUGCAAGAACAGAUGCUAAUAAGCUAAGGCAUACACUACAUAUCAAGUUGUGCAUGAAAGAAUGGGAGGAAGAAGCUAAGGGGUUCAUAUAUGCAUGAUGUGAUGUUAUAAUUGUUUGAUGAUGAUGAUGAUCUGAGUAUUGUGUCUGUAAGUUUUUAUUUGAUUCAUAGUAUACUGAUACUUAUAAAACAUCUUUUGGACAUUAUUUGUAAUGGACAAGAAGCAAAAACCUUAAACCCUAUGUCUGGCUUGUUUAAUUACUAAUUCAUGGCUUGUUGCAGCUUAUUAUAA
Messenger RNA from Ipomoea triloba (trilobed morning glory), 1160 nucleotides. Its product is annotated as auxin-responsive protein IAA14-like. Gene Ontology annotation, molecular function: protein binding. Gene Ontology annotation, cellular component: nucleus. Lineage: Eukaryota; Viridiplantae; Streptophyta; Magnoliopsida; Solanales; Convolvulaceae. The record is from RefSeq and is a predicted model, not a curated record. The transcript is spliced from 5 exons. The coding region runs from base 145 to 888 and encodes 247 amino acids. Gene Ontology annotation, biological process: regulation of DNA-templated transcription.